Messenger RNA from Ustilaginoidea virens, 387 nucleotides. RefSeq lists its product as uncharacterized. The coding region runs from base 1 to 387 and encodes 128 amino acids. NCBI's taxonomy places the organism in Eukaryota, Fungi, Ascomycota, Sordariomycetes, Hypocreales, Clavicipitaceae. Gene Ontology annotation, molecular function: structural constituent of ribosome. Gene Ontology annotation, biological process: translation. The transcript is spliced from 2 exons. Gene Ontology annotation, cellular component: mitochondrion; ribosome. The record is from RefSeq and is a predicted model, not a curated record.
AUGGCUUCGCAAAUCGGCAAAGCCGCACGUCGCGUGACCCACGAACUGCACGGCGUGGUCGUUUCCGCAGGACUGAUGCAAAAGACCGUCAAGGUUCGCGUCGGGGGCCAGAAAUGGAACAAAGUCGUCAACAAGUGGUUCCCUGACCCGAAACACUAUCUCGUACACGACCCCAACUCCUCCCUACGAACCGGUGACGUCGUCUCCAUCGCACCCGGUUGGCCGACCUCUCGUCACAAAAGACACGUGGUCAAACACAUCAUCGCUCCUUUCGGAACUCCCAUCCAUGAACGUCCACCAGUGCCGUCACUCGAGGAGCGGAUAGCAGAGAGAGAAGCAAAGAAGACUGCGAGGGAUGAGCGUCGGUCGCUAAGCAAAGCGGACUGA